Messenger RNA from Trichoplusia ni (cabbage looper), 1182 nucleotides. It is a transcript of the gene mts, whose product is annotated as serine/threonine-protein phosphatase 2A catalytic subunit beta isoform. The record is from RefSeq and is a predicted model, not a curated record. Gene Ontology annotation, cellular component: cytosol. The transcript is spliced from 7 exons. The coding region runs from base 178 to 1107 and encodes 309 amino acids. Gene Ontology annotation, molecular function: protein serine/threonine phosphatase activity. Gene Ontology annotation, biological process: peptidyl-serine dephosphorylation; mitotic cell cycle. NCBI's taxonomy places the organism in Eukaryota, Metazoa, Arthropoda, Insecta, Lepidoptera, Noctuidae.
AUUUCUUUUCCGAAAAUUGACGUCACGCAAACGCCAUUUUGUAAAGUGUCCGCCGUAGUCUCGUUUUCUGGACACAGUGUAAAAUACGUAAUUCGCAUGGUUUCGUGUACAUUUAAAACAUAAAGACAAUCAAAAUCAUAGUUAACGUCUCGUGCGUUAAUCUCACAGACACAAAGUAUGGAGGACAAGGCGUCGUUAAAAGAACUGGAUCAAUGGAUAGAACAACUAAAUGAAUGCAAGCAAUUGACAGAAAAUCAAGUAAAAACGUUAUGCGACAAGGCAAAGGAGAUCCUCACAAAGGAGUCCAACGUCCAAGAGGUGAAAUGUCCCGUGACGGUGUGCGGGGACGUCCACGGGCAGUUCCACGAUCUGAUGGAACUGUUCCGUAUCGGCGGCCGAUCCCCCGACACUAACUACUUAUUCAUGGGAGACUACGUCGACCGCGGGUACUACAGUGUCGAGACCGUCACAUUGCUCGUUGCGCUUAAGGUUAGAUACCGGGAGAGAAUAACAAUCCUCCGCGGUAACCACGAGUCUAGGCAGAUCACCCAAGUAUACGGGUUCUACGACGAGUGCCUUCGUAAAUACGGCAACGCGUCGGUAUGGAAGCAUUUCACCGACUUGUUCGACUUUCUGCCCCUGACCGCGUUGGUGGACGGGCAGAUCUUCUGCCUGCACGGCGGACUCAGCCCCUCCAUCGACACCCUCGACCACAUCCGAGCCCUCGACCGCCUGCAGGAGGUCCCCCACGAAGGACCCAUGUGCGAUCUGUUGUGGAGUGACCCCGAUGACAGAGGCGGAUGGGGUAUAUCGCCCCGUGGCGCCGGCUACACUUUCGGCCAGGACAUCUCGGAGACGUUCAACCACAGCAACGGUCUGACGCUGGUCUCCAGGGCUCACCAGCUCGUCAUGGAGGGCUACAACUGGUGCCACGAUAGAAACGUCGUCACUAUAUUCUCAGCACCCAAUUACUGCUAUAGAUGCGGUAACCAAGCCGCCAUAAUGGAAUUGGAUGAUGCUCUUAAGUACUCAUUCCUUCAGUUCGACCCGGCCCCACGCCGCGGCGAGCCGCACGUCACGCGACGGACGCCAGAUUACUUCAUGUAGGCUGCACAGGAGGCGCAUAUGAAGCGUGCGGGGCGGGCGGCGGGCGGCGCGGGCGCGGCGGGCGCGCGGCGCGGG